Messenger RNA from Sus scrofa (pig), 7277 nucleotides. NCBI's taxonomy places the organism in Eukaryota, Metazoa, Chordata, Mammalia, Artiodactyla, Suidae. The record is from RefSeq and is a predicted model, not a curated record.
UAACCAGAGCCACAGAAGUGACCACGGUGGGUCCUUAACUGCUGAGCCAACAGGGAACUUGGCUGCAGCCUUUCUGGAUCUUUGGACACCACAUGUAGCUCUUGCUGUUUUAGAAAAUUACCCUGGCUUUUGGGUGCAGACAGACCAGGGUGGGAACUUGAGAGAAGGGCUGGGUACAGGGCGCCAACAGAGCCGGGCAGCAGGUGAGGGGCGAGCCUGGGCACCCUCCCUGUGAGGGCUGUCUGUGCACCUGGGGUUGGCCACAUCCCUGCCUGGCCUCCCUUCACUCAGUGCCAAGAGCACCUCUCUCCAUCCCACAGCCUGUCUGCAGUCGCUGCCUGGUGCCCCUGGGGGCUGAGGCCCAUCAUCCAGGAGCCGGUGGAAAUGGAAGUGUGGGAACUAGUGGUUUGGGGCUGCAGACAGAAGUUUUCCCAUUGUUUUUCGCAUGAAUUGGUUUUGGUUUGUUGGGAGGGGGGUGUCUUUGUGUUUCUGUGACUUGUCACAUGCGCAGUUGCAUGUAACCAUCUGAUGGUCAAGGUGUGGCAGUUCCGACCCACUGAGGACUCGCUGGUGCUGCCCCUUUGGGACUGCACCCCCCACCCCCCGCAUCCCCUGACUGGCCCUUGCUCUGAUUUUGUCGUGUGGAGGCUGCUACAGAAAUGGAAUCACACAGGCUGUAACUCUGGGGAGCUGGCUCUUCUCACACAGCGCAGUGCCCUGCAGAGCCGCCGCCGUACCAGUAGGCAGUCCUUUUUGUUUUGGAUCUGCGCUCUGUGACGUGGGCCAAGGACACUGUCUCCCGUUGAAGGACGUCGCAGUAGUUUCCAGUUUGGGGCUAUUACGAAUACAGCUGCUGUGAGCAUCCGUGCGAUUUUCUGUGUAAAUGCCCGCGUUCUUUCCCCCGGGAAAUACCCAAGAGUGCAGUUGCUUGGACGGAUGACACGUGUAUGUUUAGCUUGAUGGGAAGCCACCACGCGGGCCUCCUGGGUGGCUGCCCUGUUGCUCUUGCAGCGCGUGCUUUUCCACCUGCUCCGUCCCUGGGGCCGCCAGUCUUCUGGGUCUUACCCUCUGACAGGACUCGGAGGUACCUCGUGGAGGUUUUACUUGGCCGGGUCCUGAUGGCCAGUGAUAUCAUAGCAUCGUUCCAUGUCCUUAUUUGCCAUCUGUAGAUCUCCGUGCGGUAGCUUCUUUUGAAUCUGCCGCCCAUUCUCUCAGGGUGUUCCUUGUUGUCUUACUGUUGUCUUUAGAUAGAUAGUCUGCGUAUGUGUGAGUCCCUUGUUGCAUGUGUGAUUUGUAAAAAUUUUCUCCUAGAAUGUGAGCGGAGGAAGAAGGGGGCUUGUCUUUCAUGUGUUAGCAGGGUCUCUGACAAGCAGACAUUUUCAUUCUUGGUGACGGGUGUGUUUUGAAGGUGGGUGCUCACGGCUUUGGGGGAUUGGGUAAAUCCUGUGUUUCUGGCCCGAGCAGCUGGGUGGCGCCCUUCGUUGCCAAGGAGAGCUCUGGAGAGGAGCUGGUGUGGGAGUCUUGUCAGAGGUCCAGCGUGGGCACAGACGAGGCAGCAGUGGGGCGGUGGGAGACGGGUCCAGCGUGCAGGAAACGGAGCUUUUGGAAUCAUUCGGGUGUCGGGGGCUGAAGGUCACAGGCCUGGAUGCACCCAGCGGAGCGUGGGUGUUGGCUGAAAAGCCCAGAAGUUCGCAUCUUGGCCGGGGACCGUGGAUGUGGGUUAGGAGGGAGGAGAGUGCCCUGGGGUGGAGAAGGAGCCCCGAGGGGCAGGCAGGGCACGGGGCCUCCACUGGUUCUGCUCCAUCCUCGGAGACUGGAGUGCUGACCGGCAAGGUAGAGGGCAGGGAACCUGAGGGCAGCGGCCUCAGAGGCGGGGGUGUGAGGGAGGAAGAAGCCAGGCAGCGACUGUCACAUGCUGCCCAGUGGUGUCCUUUCUGCCAGACCAGAAGGUGGGCAGUACACCUUGAAGAAGUAGAAGGGACAUGUGACCUCCACGUGCUGGACCCUGCCUUGGUGGCCACCCAGGUCAGACAGGGCGGUGGGCAGAGCUGGCCAUGAGCUGGGUACCCUGGCUGGAUGCACAGAGGUCGGCUGAGCCCUUGGCCGUUUACCUGCUCUCUAAUCAGGCACUGGCAGCUGGGGUGACAUCGAGGCUCAGAGGCCAUGAGUCUUUGGAGCUGAUUGAAAAUUUUAUUCUUUGAAGGUGUCCGGCUUGCAUUACUUGAAGUACAUGUAAAAUAUUCCUGAGUGAGGCCAAGGGAAUAGUAAAGGUGUUAAAUGGCAAAGCUCUCCCAAGAAUUGAGUAUCUGGCUUUUAUUUGCUAAGUAAAAAGGGUGAUGGGAUUUUUUUAAGACAAAAGGAAUGGUUUUUCUUAAAUAAGAAAUAACCACAGGAGUUCCCGUCGUGGCUCAGUCAUUAACAAAUCUGACUAGGAACCAUGAAGUUGCGGGUUCGAUCCCUGGCCUCGCUCAGUGGGUUAAGGAUCCGGCAUUGCCGUGAGCUGUGGUGUAGGUCGCAGGCGUGGCUUGGAACCCCCAGUGCCGUGGCUGUGGUCUAGGCCAGCGGCUGCAGCUCCGAUUAGACCCCUAGCCUGGGAACCUCCACUCCAUAUGCUGUAGAUGCAGCCCUAGAAAAGACAAAAAGACCAAAAAAAAGAAAGAAAGAAAAAAGAAAUAACCACAAAAUUGUUGCUUAAUGACGCAGAUGCAUUCAUGUAUUUAUCCUGAAAGGAGUAGCGCUGAUGAAGUGUCGGUUGAGCCUCUUGAGUCUGCUGAGCCUUUCCUCCUGCUGGGCUGGCCUCGGCGAUGUUUUCGCUCUCACCACCAGGGUUUCUAGGUCGCGAGACGCCUCGUUUGCGGUUUCAGUCAUUAAAGCGACUCGUAACCCACGGGAUGAGCUUGAGGUGCACAUUCAGGUUCCCGAGCACAAACAUCAAGAUCACGUUCACUGCCCUGUCCAGUGAGAAGAGGGAGACGCAGGAGGCGCCCGAGUCCCCGGUGAAGCCGGUGCAGGCCCACAUCUCGCCGCUGACCAUCAACAUUCCAGACACCAUGGCCCACCUCAUCAGCCCGCUCCCCUCCCCGACAGGAACCAUCAGUGCUGCAAACUCCUGUCCAUCCAGCCCCCGGGGAGCAGGGUCCUCGGGGUACAAAAUGGGCCGUGUGAUACCAUCUGACCUCAAUUUAAUGGCUGACAACUCACAGCCAGAAAACGAGAAGGAAGCUUCAGGUGGAGACAGCCCGAAGGAUGAUUCGAAGCCACCUUAUUCCUAUGCACAGUUAAUCGUUCAAGCAAUCACGAUGGCUCCUGACAAGCAGCUCACCCUGAACGGCAUUUACACGCACAUCACCAAAAACUACCCCUACUACAGGACCGCGGACAAGGGCUGGCAGAAUUCAAUUCGCCACAAUCUCUCUCUGAAUCGUUAUUUCAUCAAAGUACCACGUUCCCAGGAAGAACCAGGCAAAGGCUCAUUCUGGAGGAUAGAUCCUGCCUCUGAAAGCAAAUUAAUAGAGCAGGCUUUUAGGAAAAGACGGCCUAGGGGCGUGCCUUGCUUUAGAACCCCUCUGGGACCGCUCUCAUCUAGAAGUGCCCCAGCCUCUCCCAAUCACGCUGGAGUGCUCUCUGCUCACUCCAGUGGUGCCCAGACCCCUGAGAGCCUGUCGCGGGAAGGUUCACCAGCCCCUCUGGAGCCUGAGCCUGGCGCCUCACAGCCCAAACUUGCUGUCAUCCAGGAAGCCCGGUUUGCCCAGAGUGCGCCAGGCUCCCCUCUGUCUGGUCAGCCAGUCUUAAUCGCCGUGCAGCGACCACUGCCACCGACGAUCAAGCCUGUCACCUACACUGUCACCACCCCUGUGACCACUUCGACCUCCCAGCAGCCCGUCGUGCAGACGGUCCACGUCGUCCACCAGAUCCCAGCGGUGUCCGUCACCAGCGUGGCCGGACUGGCCCCAGCAAACACAUACACCGUCGCGGGGCAGGCUGUGGUCACUCAGGCGGCCGUGCUGGCCCCCCCCAAGGCUGAGCCCCAAGAGAACGGGGACCACAGAGAGGUAAAAGUGAAAGUGGAGCCUAUCCCUGCCAUUAGCCACGCCACGCUAGGUGCCGCCGGCCGGAUCAUUCAGACGCCCCAGGCCACCCCUGUCCAGACCGUCACCAUCGUGCAGCAGGCCCCUCUAGGUCAGCACCAGCUUCCCAUAAAAGCUGUCACGCAGAACGGGACUCACGUGGUGCCCAUCCCCGCCGUCCACAGCCAGGUGAACAACGCAGCGGCGAGUCCUCUGCACAUGCUGGCCACGCACGCCUCGGCCUCGGCCUCCCUGCCCACCAAGCGCCAGAACGGCGACCCGGCGGAGCAGCCGGAGCUGAAGCGGGUCAAGACCGAGGACGGCGAGGGCAUCGUGAUCGCCCUGAGCGUGGACGCACCGGCCGCCGGACGGGAGAAGGGCGUCCAGAACUAGCGGCCGGGCGCUCCCACGUCACUGUCAACCUGUGGUGCCAAAAGGAGACACUGCCUCUCGCGACGCCCGAGCGCGUGCUCCCGGUGGGGAGAGGGCCCUGCGGUGGACUCCCCUCCGCACUGGACACACACCCAGGCGGCCUUAAAACCCCUGCGCGCAGAGACCGGCGUCACCCCGACAAGACCGCGCGGCAACGCCCAGCGCGGGGGGCCUCCCGCCCAGCGCGCGCCCCGCCCUGGGGAGGACACGGAUCUGCGGGGCCGGGGCCGGGGCCCCCGCCGCUGGCGCACGAGACAGUGUUUUGUUGUUGACACGUGGAAGUAGAAUAUUUUGAGGUGUACUUUCUUUCUUUGCAAAGUAAUGGGGUCUUUGACAUUUCAGAUCACUCCAUUUCCGCCCUGGCACGCUCGGAAUCCCACGGACCUCUCGCGUGGAUUUCGUCUGGGGAGAAGCAGCGACGUGGUUUUGUUUGUUUUUGUUGUUUGUUUGCAGCCUCUGGGAUGACGGACCCUUGUCUGUCCUGCUCCAGUCAGAUGGGGCCCUUGACGACACCCGCAGGGUCUCCUCGUCAGCCCCGGGCCGCUGCUCUUGCUCCUCCUCCACGCCCACGCGGGGCACCGACCGACCGACCGCGCCACCCCCGCCGGAGGAGCCACCGGGCUCCGGAGCUGCGCUUCCUGUUUCUCUUCUCUGCUCCUUGCUGUCGUUUGUCCCUUUGUGUCGACCUUGACCCCGGCACAAUUUCCACUCUCAGUAAAACAGGUCUCCUACGUAGUGUGUAUGUUUAAAACAACAGAGCUAUCACUUCUUCAUUUGGAAAAAAGAUUUAAUCUUUUUAUCACACAUCCUCUCAGAUGUCACAGAUCUCCCCGAGGGCGUCGGCAGCGGAGGUGCCAUCACCAGCUCUCGGCACGUCUGACCCGCCGGCCGCCCGCCCGAAGCGCUGCCGAAGCCCCCCUCGCACUGGAGCAGAAGCUGCCUGUUCCUGCGGCACCUCUGGGCAAGCGCUGGAAACAUCCAGGUCGUUCUCUGACUUGUACUAGGAAAUGCCCCUCGCCUGUGAGAACUGACUCGAGGACUACGGCUCACUGCUCUCCCACCCAAACAAGAGCAGGCGGAGAGCAAGCGAAGGUGAGAGAGUCGGAGGCGGCGGCCUCGCACGGCCCUCGCCCUCCUCGGGAAGCAGCCACUCGCCUCCCAGAGCGAUCCGGGCUCGGAGCUGAGCAGCCCUGCAGGCAGAAAGAGGGCGCUGGCCUUCUUGUGAAUUUUUAAAUGUCAUCAUCAUAACGUUAUUUAUUUAAAUGUAGUUAUUUUGGUAUUUAAUUUUUUUUAAAGAGAGGGGAAAAAACCCUGUAUUUUCCUGGUGGAAUGAAACGGCUCAGAAUGGUAUAUUUAGGCAAUUUUAAAACAUUUAUUAUUUACCUAAAGACCAAAUAUGAUAAAUCUGUUCUCAGUAUUGUGUGUCAAUCCACGGUAUGGAGCUGUCACAAUGUUAUUGCAGACGAUGCGUAUUAAAAAUUAUGAAAUGACUGCACACUAGCUGGAUUUAUAACUCAGCCAUCUCAGAAAUAAAACAAAACCAUCAUGUCAACUCCAGACCACGUGUGUGACAGUGGCAAAGCCUCGCUUGCAGACUGCAGCACGGACGGGUCCGAGUGCCUCAGGCAGCAGCCUGCCUCCCAGGCACUUUCCAGAGACCUUGGAAUGUACGUUUGUGUUUCUCUUUUGACUCAGAAGGUUUGCAGUCGGCAAAAUCAUUCAGAUCACGCUGUGUCCGCGUGUGAGGUUGGGUGGCUUCACUGAUGGCCGCUGGAGCCCCUGACCGUGAGUUCUGGGGAGGGAGGUGGACGGGGCCCCCCGCGGGUAGAUGGCCUGGCCCGUGCUCCUAGGAGACACGUCCCACCACCGUCGCCUGCAGGCGCCGCCUGUCGGUGGGUGAUGCCGAGCCCGUGUGUAGAUUGUGUGGGUCUGGGGGCUCCCUGGUGGGCUCGUGGGUCGGAAGAGCGCCCGUCCUCAGAGCCCAAGAAGAGGAGGACAGGCUGCGUUGUCAGGCGCUAACGCGCGCCCUUGUCACAGGUGAGGCGGUCUCUUUGCUGCUCCUCCGUCUUGUUCAGUCGGCUUACUCACUGGCACAUAGAAAUCUCAGAAUGCCAGGGAGAGGGCAGAAAACCCCACAGAUUAACAAACCACCACACCACAGGCACUUUUUAUGUUUGAAUUUAGCCCGGAAGUCCCAGGAGCCCUGUGGCCCCCGAGCCCUGGGAGAAACAGCUGGUUCCCGUGGCCCCGGGGGAAGCCUGGUGCUGCAGAGGUCACGUCGCACUGGACCCUGCCCAGCCGCGCACGGCUGUUCCUAAGCGCCUCACUGCAGGCAGUGUCUGCUCUGACCUUUGCCAAACGUCUGCGCUCCCUCAGGGACAAGAAACUUCAUUUCAGCAGCUUCGCCCUGAACCCGACAAGACGCAAAAGGGGGACUCACGCGGGAGGCGAGUGACGCGGCUCCUCCCGGGUUCGUGCGCGGACUGAGCUUCCUCUCGAGUCGGGGGGUCUCCACUCGGACAGUUGAGCUCUCCGGACACGUCACCCCUCGCACCGUCCCCUCCCAGGACGACAGAGUAGGCCAGAGUCACGGUCAGAGGGUGGGGCCGUGUCAGGACUUGGGAUUUCUGUGCUUUGUGACACAAGGAGACAAGUGACAAUCUUCGGGUCCUAACCUCCACUAUUCUAUAAGGUAUAGUGGUGAUCUGUGUGCAAAGAUUUGAAAUUUUAAACGUACCAAGUUCCUGAAACUCAAUAAAAUAUUUUUAUUAAUUUUAA